AUGGGCCUACUCAGCUCCGAAGCCGCGCUCCGGCUCACGGUGGUGCUCUUGCCAGUCCUUGUCAUCUAUUGGCUCCUCUAUCCAUGGUACUUUUCGCCCUUGCGCAAAAUCCCAGGCCCUUGGUAUGCCGUGUAUACAAAAUGGUGGCUGGUCUAUAAGACGUGGCGAGGUGUCCGUGCAAAGACCAUCCACGACCUUCAUCUCAAGUACGGGCCCUGGGUGCGUGUCGCCCCGGACGAGAUAUCGACAUCGGACAGCAAGGCGAUAGCACCCAUCUAUGGCGUCAACUCCGAGUUCACCAAGACGGCCUUCUACACGUACCAGCUGCGAGGCAUACCGGAGCUUUUCACCAUGUCCGACCGAAAGGCGCACGCGAAGCGACGCCGCGAGCUGGCGCACCUGUUUUCCAUGUCCACAAUCACCGAAUACGAGGAUAUCAUCGCAGGGAAUGUCCUCGAAUGCAUGAACCUCAUUGCCGCAGAAGGCAAGGCCGGCAGGGCCAGCAAUCUUUAUGAUUGGUGGCACUAUCUGUCCAUGGACAUCAUCUGCGAGCUCUCCUUCGGAUUGGGGUUCGACAUGCUUCACAAGGGAGCAGUCAACCCCUAUAUCCAGGACAUGUACGGCUCGCUGACCAUCGAGCCCAUCCGGUGGCACUUUGGGUGGCUGAAUCGGUACGCAAGCUGGGCACCCUUCAAAUUUGUCCGGGACGCCGAGGCCUGUAGCGUCCGUGGGUUCGAGAGGGGCACCAAGAUUGUGCAAGAAUACAAGAGGAAAGAGGACAAAGGCCAACGCAAAGAUCUGCUGCAGAAGAUGAUCAACGCGCGAGACGAGAACGACCAACCCCUGCCGGAAGACGACCUCAACAUCCAAUCCACGAGCUUCAUCCUCGCGGGCUCCCACACGACGUCGUCCUCGCUGACCUGGAUCGUCUGGCGCAUCCUUGCGAACCCGGAGAUCCACCAGAAGCUGAACCAAGAACUCGACGACGCUCUAGGGACCAAAGACCGCCACGCGGUUCCACCACACUCCAAGCUCGACAACCUCAGCUAUCUCAACUGCAUCAUCAAGGAAGGGCUCCGGAUCGACACGUCGGUGCCAGGCUCGACGCCUCGAUACGUGCCCCCGGAAGGCGCGGUGCUACUCGGCGACUACAAGCUCCCCGGGGGCACCAUCGUCUCGAUCCAAGCAUACACGACCCACCGACAACCCGACGUGUUCCCGGACCCGGACCGAUUCUGGCCCGAGCGGUGGCUGGACGAGACGCCGGAAAUGCGACACCUCUACGUCCCCUUCGGCGCCGACGGCCCGCGCAAAUGCAUCGGCAUCCACCUGGCCUACAUGGAACUGCGCGUGAUUCUCGCCGCCUUGUUCCACAGGUUUGAUCUCCGCUUCGCCGGUCCCGUCUCGGAUGAGAGUAUGGACAUGCACGAGCUGUGGCUCGCCGCUCCUGCGGGCCAGAAUCUCAGCGUCAUCGCCUCGGAGAAGGAGUAG
Fonsecaea multimorphosa CBS 102226 is the source of this 1491-nucleotide messenger RNA. RefSeq lists its product as uncharacterized. The coding region runs from base 1 to 1491 and encodes 496 amino acids. The record is from RefSeq and is a predicted model, not a curated record. The transcript has a single exon. Gene Ontology annotation, molecular function: monooxygenase activity; oxidoreductase activity, acting on paired donors, with incorporation or reduction of molecular oxygen; heme binding. Lineage: Eukaryota; Fungi; Ascomycota; Eurotiomycetes; Chaetothyriales; Herpotrichiellaceae.